This is a messenger RNA of Exophiala mesophila, 2610 nucleotides long. Its product is annotated as L-serine ammonia-lyase. Bases 134 to 2323 code for a protein of 729 amino acids. NCBI's taxonomy places the organism in Eukaryota, Fungi, Ascomycota, Eurotiomycetes, Chaetothyriales, Herpotrichiellaceae. The transcript has a single exon. Gene Ontology annotation, biological process: gluconeogenesis. Gene Ontology annotation, molecular function: L-serine ammonia-lyase activity; 4 iron, 4 sulfur cluster binding. The record is from RefSeq and is a predicted model, not a curated record.
CUUUGUCAUUAUCGUUGUUGUUUGUUAGAUUCCUCCCAUGUAUUUCUUUCCAAGCUUGAGCUCGAUCUAUCUUGGACUGCAAUCGUGCUGAGAGUAGAUCCCGUUUGUGAGUCUCCCCACACCAGAUCUUGCAAUGGCCCAUCAUGCACAUGCAAGAGCUUCUGCGUUGUUGGCGUGUAGACUCGCGAGACCUGCUCGUCGGCCGAUUUGUGGUCAAACAUGUCGGUCUAUUGGAGGGUUUGGCGGGGUUGGCGCGAGUAUGAAUGGGAGAUUACGCAAUAGGUCUGCUCGACCGGUUGCGGGGGUGCCUGUCUAUUCUCCUCAGAGUCUACGUGGGAUGAUGACAGCUGCACAACAACAAUCAUCAGAUGAAGAUGGAGAUGGAAACAGUCAACGCGAAACCGACGAAUCUUCAGAAGGCGACCAGGAACAUGCCAUCAUCUCGGCAUUCGAUCUGUUCUCCGUCGGCAUUGGACCGUCUUCAUCACACACGGUGGGACCCAUGCGGGCAGGAAAUAUCUUUGUCACCGAUCUGAUCGACGCCAACAUUCUACCCAAUGUCACACGGAUCCGAAUCUCUAUCUACGGCAGUCUGGCUCUUACAGGGGAAGGCCACAUGACGCCAAGCGCACUGCUUCUGGGUCUCGAAGGAGCAAAUGUCGAGACCGUGGAUACGGCAUAUGUGCCGGCGCGGUUUGAGGAGAUCAAGAAAAGCAAGAAACUCAUCCUGGCUGGAUCAGGGUCCAGCGUCACCCGCGAGAUUGAUUUCGAUUACAACCGUGAUUUCAUCUGGGAAUGGGCCCGUAAACUGCCCAUGCACAGCAACGGCAUGCGGCUGCGAGUCUUUGACAAGAACGGUGACAUGCUGGCCACAAAUGAUCUCUUUAGCGUCGGAGGUGGUUUUGUCAUCAAUGGCAAAAUGUCCACCGCACCAUCUCCAGAAGAUGCAUCCUCACAGGACAAAUCUGGAGCGUCACCCGAUUCAGCCUCCACGAAUCGUGAGAAUCACCCUGCCGACCUGACAGAGAACCUCUUUUACAAGGAGAUCAAUCGCUCAAACGCCAGUGGCGAGAGGAGGACGGGACUUGACCACGACUUGAGAUCUCAAACACCCUCAACUGACCAAACCCAAGACCUUGUCACGACCCAACCUGGUUCCAAAGCGCUUGAUGUCGAAAACGCAGACCAAGUCAAAAGCCCACCGCGACAUGCUCCAUAUCUGUUUCGCAACGCCGCCGAUCUCCUGGCACUAUGUCGGCAGCACAACUUGACCAUAGCCCAGUUGAUGUACGAGAACGAAAAGGGGUUGGGUCUGCAAGACAUGGAAAUUUUUGACAAACUCUUCAAUCUCUGGGAUGUCAUGGACAAUUGUAUUCGAGAAGGUGUGCAAGCACCGUCACACGCGGCAUUGCCGGGAGCCCUCAAACUUCGACGUCGGGCCCCGGCUCUGUAUCAACAGCUUACUCGAGGCCUGUACCCAGAGCAUCACCAGGUACGGUCUCCAUCUUCCGGCAGCUCCCCACAGCUGCAAGAUUCUUCAUCCACAGGAACGGACGCGGCGGCAAUCGUGUCCCAAACAGGGGCGUCGAGUCAAGCCCCGACUACCAGACGCACCGCAUCCUUUCCCCCACGUCGCCGUCAACCACGACUUCAAGGAUCCCUAAAUCAUCCCAUCUCCGUCUCCCCAGUAAGGAGCGCGACAUUACCAGCCAUGGACUAUCUGACCGUCUAUGCGAUUGCCGUCAACGAGACCAACGCCGCCGGGGGUCGGGUGGUAACGGCACCCACCAACGGAGCGGCGGGCAUCAUUCCCGCCGUGCUAAAGUAUGUGGUGGAAUUUGUCAGUGACGAUCCAGAGCGCGACAUCCCCAUUUUUCUGCUGACGGCAGCGGCGAUCGCUUCACUUUUCAAACGCGGCGCCACAAUUUCAGCUGCUGAAGGUGGAUGUAUGGCCGAGGUGGGCGUGGCAUGUUCAAUGGCCGCCGGUGCGUAUGCCGCCUGCAUGGGUGCCGGACCCGAGACCAUCGAACAAGCUGCGGAAAUCGGCAUCGAGCACAACCUUGGUUUGACCUGUGACCCUGUCGCCGGGCUCGUCCAGGCUCCUUGUAUUGAACGCAAUGCCCUUGGCGCCGUCAAGGCCGUCGCCAGCGCCAACCUUGCCUUGAACAGCGUUGCCGGUCUUCAAAAGGUCUCGCUUGACGAUGCCAUCCGUGCCAUGCGCCUCACUGCCAAAGGCAUGAAAGACGAGUUCAAAGAGACCAGCCUCAGUGGCUUGGCCACCAGUGUCCCAUUGAAUAUUCCUGUCAGUGUUCCGGAUUGUUGAUGGAUUGCCAAAUCUCAGGGAGCGGGAGGUGGAAAUCUGAAAGCGUAUAUUUCCGCGUGUAUUCACCUUGCGGGACAGGCUAGAAUUGAAGCAAGGAUGAUGGUGACGGUGUCAAUCUAGUGGGUUUCGAAUUCCUAGGCUGUGACGACAUGUCUUGACGUUCUGUUGUGGCGCACAACUGGCUGGAAGGUAAUUGUUGGAUAGAAAAAGGCUGUAGCUUAUCGAGGAUAAUGAAAGUCCAAUGGAUCAGGACGCUGCGGGCUCGUCCUUGCAGCUUUGGAUUGUGU